CCAAACAUAGGUUCCUUUAAUAUUCAACUCUUACAAAACCAAGACAUUCACCCAUUCCUUCAUAUCUUCUUCUUCUUCUUCUUAACCAUUUUUCUAUUUGCCUCUCAACACAAUGAUCGAUAUGUUUCUAUUCUUAACCAAAUCUAUGUUCCCUAUAAUCACAUGGAUGCUCUUUGUGAUACCUUCUUGUGUCUUCUCAGCUAACGAGCUUCACGACCGUUGCCGUCCAUCGUUUAGGUGCGGAGAUCAAACCGCUCUCUCGUAUCCUUUCUGGACAUCUGGCAGAGAAGGCUGUGGCCACCCUGAGUUCGAAGUCGACUGUAGUGGUGGAUUUGCAGAGAUAAGCAUAACCUCGGUGAAGUAUAGAAUUUUAGAGGCGAACUAUGCCUCUGGUAUCAUACGACUGGCGAGAUCAGAUUUUAUCGGUGGUCUUUGUCCUAAAGAUCUUUUAAAUGCGACGUUCGACGAAAGGGUUCUUCCACUUGCUCCUGACACUGAGUUUCUAACAAUCUAUCACGACUGCAGAAGAGUAUUUCCAGAAUAUGUUUCUACUUUUGUUGGAGAUCUUCCUUGUGAGGAUGAUGAUGAUGGUAAUAAUGGUGGUGAUGAUGACAGAACAAGAUACUAUGUGACAAGAAACCUCUCGUCCCCUCUACUCAACGGGAUUAGAGGUCAAUUCGAAGACUUCGGGUCAUCUUGCACAAGCGUAAGUGUUCGUGUAUCAGGGCCUUGGCUGGAGACACUACAGAACAAUCGGACUCAAGAUAAUCUGCAGAAAGCUCUUGCAGAGGGUUUCCAGCUUGGACUUAACCAAGAAUGUUUGUCGUGCUUAGACUCUAAGGGUGCUUGUGGAUUUAAUCAAAACUCAGGUGGAUUUGUCUGCUAUUGUGUAGAUGAGACAAAUAACAGUACUUGCAGUUCUAGAAAAAAAGGCAUCUCUUCUGGAGCAAUAGCAGGCAUUGUGGUUGUUUGUGUAUUGCUGGUGGCCAUUCUUGUAGCCGUAGGUUUGUUCUGUCUCAUCAGACGGCGAAAGAAGACACAGGCAGCUCAACACAUGAGCAAAGGCUUGCCAAUAACGUCAUCUUCAAGCAUAGAAACAUCAAGCUAUCCAACUUCCACAACAGUUUCAAGCAGCAGCAAUCACUCUCUUCUCCCUUCAGUCUCCUACAUCACAAACGCAAGCACCUACUUUGGAGUCCAAGUCUUCAGCUACGAAGAACUCGAGGAAGCCACUGAAAAUUUCUCUAGAGAACUCGGAAACGGCGGCUUCGGUACUGUUUAUUAUGGCGUGUUGAAAGAUGGACGAGCUGUAGCAGUCAAACGACUAUACGAGAGGUCGCUUAAACGCGUUGAACAGUUCAAGAACGAGAUCGACAUCUUGAAAUCGUUGAAACAUACAAACCUCGUGAUUCUCUAUGGAUGCACGUCGAGACACAGCACAGAGCUUUUGCUCGUCUACGAGUAUAUCUCAAACGGAACUCUAGCCGACCAUCUUCACGGUGAUCGUGCUGAAGCCCGUCCUAUUUGUUGGCCAGUUCGUCUGAACAUUGCGAUCGAAACCGCAAGUGCUUUAUCCUUCCUCCACAAAUCAGGGAUCAUACAUAGGGACGUAAAGACAACAAACAUUCUUCUAGACGAGAAAUCCACGGUGAAGGUAGCUGAUUUCGGACUCUCACGAUUGUUUUCGACGGACCAAACUCACGUCUCCACAGCACCGCAAGGCACUCCAGGAUAUGUAGAUCCCGAGUAUUACCAAUGUUACCGUUUAAACGAGAAGAGCGACGUGUACAGCUUCGGAGUCGUACUAGCCGAACUCAUCUCUUCCAAAGAAGCCGUGGAUAUCACAAGACAUCGCCACGAUAUCAACUUAGCAAACAUGGCCGUCUCCAAAAUCCAGAACAACGCAGUGCACGAGCUCCUCGAUCCAAGUCUUGGAUUCUCGAAGGAUCCAGAAGUGAAAAGGAUGAUGGUAUCCGUGGCUGAGCUUGCGUUCCGAUGUUUGCAACAGGAGAGGGAAGGUAGGCCAUCGAUGGAUGAGAUCGUGGAGAUUUUGAAAGGGAUCAAGGGGGAGAACCGCGUGACGCCACCACCGGAUGUGGUGGAUAUUGAGGUAAGCGGAGAAGAUGACGUUGGAUUGUUGAGGCAUAGUGUUCCUCCGCCAGUGUCGCCGGAUACUGAUAAGUUUACUAGCAGUUCUGAUACGGCGGCGAGUUCAUUUUGAGAGAUUGUAUAAUUAGGCCUCCUCCCUCGGUGGUAUGUUUUGUAUAUUCACACUGGUAAGUGGUUCUUGGACUUCUUUAUUUUUAUUUUGGGUCAAAAUUCGACUUAUUUUUUUAUUUAUUUUUUCCCCGUCUGUAUCAAAUGACCUAUUAGUUUUAUGUUUCAACGCAUAAGAAGAUUUGUAUCUUUCUUCUUUUUUUAUAGUGAAAUCCUCAUGUAU
Molecule: messenger RNA, 2440 nt
Organism: Brassica oleracea var. oleracea
Lineage: Eukaryota; Viridiplantae; Streptophyta; Magnoliopsida; Brassicales; Brassicaceae
Product: probable serine/threonine-protein kinase At1g18390
Exons: 5
Coding region: 113-2221 (702 amino acids)
Biological process (GO): protein phosphorylation
Molecular function (GO): polysaccharide binding; ATP binding; protein kinase activity
Source: RefSeq, a predicted model, not a curated record